AUGGGUGGCAUGUGGUUGCGCCACCUGACGCACCUCGAACUCCCGUUCCUGCUGCCCUCGGAAAUGAGCCUCAUGGUCCAAGCGCUCGUCGAGAGCCCACUGGUGUCGCUGCACAUGCGUGGCUGGGAUGUGACGAGAUACACGGCAGGCCAUCCGGGUGCGCCGCACUUUCUCGAAUAUGAUCUCCCGCGCCUCGACCAGCUCACGACCUUGCGCUUGACCAACGUCCGUCUCACGACGACCCACUGCCUCACGCUCGCGCUUCUUGUACCACGCUACAAUCAUCUCGGUCUCACGUCCAACAGGAUGGGCGACGCUGGUGUGCUUGCGCUCGCACGUCCUUCGUACACGCGUCGCACGCUCAAGACACUCACGCUGGUCAACCAAGGCUUUGGCGACGUUGGCGCGUCGGCGCUCGCAACUGCUCUGGUGCACACACCGCGCCUUCGCACGCUGGACCUCGGCCGCAACGAUAUCAAAAUCAGUGGUAUCAUGGCGCUGAGUGGUCUCUUGCCACAUCUCCCGCGGCUCGCGACCUGGCGCUUGUGCAACAACCCGCUGGGCGCCAAGGGCCUUGUGUUUCUUCUGCGAGCGUGGACGUACGCGGUGCCACGGUCGCUCUGGACGCCAGCAGUUGUGGCCUUUCGGGAUGUGAGCACCGCGCCGUCUCUCGGCGCGGACUGGCCGGACAUUGUGUUGAACGACAUACAGUUGCCGCCUUCGAUCAUGGCGCUGCUGGCGGCGACGCUGCCGCUGCGUCCACGCAUUCAACUCCGGUGUCCGAUCCGACAGGCCGCGCCACUGGCCUCGCUCGUCGCCGCCGCCGGUCCAUCGCUCAGCAACGUCGACAUCGAUUUCAACAAAGACGCCAUGUUCAAGGCCGAGGCCAAGCGAUGA
Messenger RNA from Saprolegnia parasitica CBS 223.65, 897 nucleotides. RefSeq lists its product as hypothetical. Gene Ontology annotation, cellular component: nucleus; perinuclear region of cytoplasm; cytosol. Gene Ontology annotation, biological process: activation of GTPase activity; nucleocytoplasmic transport. The record is from RefSeq and is a predicted model, not a curated record. The transcript is spliced from 2 exons. Gene Ontology annotation, molecular function: GTPase activator activity; small GTPase binding. NCBI's taxonomy places the organism in Eukaryota, Oomycota, Saprolegniomycetes, Saprolegniales, Saprolegniaceae. The coding region runs from base 1 to 897 and encodes 298 amino acids.